Molecule: messenger RNA, 2149 nt
Organism: Cuscuta europaea
Lineage: Eukaryota; Viridiplantae; Streptophyta; Magnoliopsida; Solanales; Convolvulaceae
Source: the annotation of a GenBank genome assembly
AACAGUUUGGAGUGAGAUGGAGGUCUUAACAUCAUUUGGAGUUUGUAUGAGCUGUUGGAAGAAAGAAAUAAAAUUAUUUGUCCCAUCUGAAACGUUGGAGUUUUAGCAUAUAAACUUAUACCACCGUAUAGUUUAUCAUCCUCUAGGCGUUGGCACCACUGUGUACGUUUUGGUUCAACAAACAGCCAGAUUCUAUCGACAAAGAUUCCAUCUUUGUAGUGUAGUAACCAUGUCAUUCUCUUCACUCUUAUUUCGUCUACGUGCUUCUUCAAGACUCAUUUACAGUGAUUUCAAAAGUUCGUUUUACCAAAAAAGGGUCCAUUCAAGAAUCCUUGGGGAGGGCACAAUCAGUUCAGAGAAGGUCUGCUCAGCCUCUUUAGUUCCCCUGGCCCUCGCAAUCUAUGCCGGUUCACUCGCUCUCCAUGCCCAAACCAGCUCAGCAUUUAGUCUCUGCGAUGCUCCUUAUAUCAAUCCUAGUGAGAAAGCUGGUGGCAAAUGCACUACGGACUAUGCGGUGAAAGGUUCUCACAAAGAAGUUCCACAUGAGCUUGUUGAUGAAUUGCAAGAAAUUUUUCAGGAUAAUAUGACAAUGGACUACGAUGAGAGAUAUAAUCAUGGGAAGCCACCAAAUAGUUUUCACUCGGCGGUAAAUAUCCCUGAUAUUGUUGUUUUCCCAAGGUGUGAGGAUGAGGUAUCUAAGACAGUGAAAGCUUGUAACAAGUAUAAGGUACCGAUUGUACCCUAUGGUGGAUCCACAUCUAUUGAGGGUCACACCUUAUCUCCUAAUGGGGGCGUUUGCAUUGACAUGGCAUUCAUGAAACACAUAACAGCAUUACACAUGGAGGAUAUGGAUGUCGUGGUUGAACCUGGGAUUGGAUGGAUGGAGCUUAAUGAAUACUUAGAACCCCAUGGUCUCUUCUUUCCACUUGAUCCUGGACCUGGAGCAACAAUUGGGGGUAUGUGUGCUACACGUUGCUCUGGCUCUUUGGCAGUGAGGUAUGGCACGAUGCGUGAUAAUGUCAUCAACCUUAAGGUUGUUCUAGCAAAUGGAGAUGUGGUCAAGACAGCAUCUCGGGCAAGAAAAAGUUCUGCAGGUUAUGAUUUGACACGCCUGAUCAUUGGAAGUGAAGGAACCCUAGGAGUUAUCACUGAAGUUACUUUGCGCUUGCAGAAGAUUCCUGAGUCAUCUGUGGUUGCAAUGUGCAACUUCCCUACAAUAAAAGAUGCAGCAGAUGUUGCUAUCGCCACGAUGUUCUCUGGAAUACAGGUGUCAAGAGUGGAACUGAUGGAUGAAGUUCAAGUGCGAGCAAUUAAUGUUGCGAACGGGAAAAAAUUGCCAGAAAGUCCAACUCUAAUGUUUGAAUUUAUAGGCACAGAAGCAUAUGCACGCGAACAAGCCAAAAUUGUUCAGAAGAUAGCUGCUGAGCAUAAGGGCACCGAUUUUGUCUUUGCAGAAGCUCCCGAAGAGAAAAAGGAACUUUGGAAGAUAAGGAAGGAGGCACUAUGGGCUUGCUUUGCCAUGGAGCCUGAGUUCACAGCAAUGAUAACGGAUGUUUGUGUUCCUCUAUCACAUCUUGCGGAGUUAAUUUCCCGAUCUAAACAAGAGUUGGAUGCCUCACCAUUAGUAUGCACGGUUUUAGCUCAUGCUGGUGAUGGUAACUUUCACACAGUUAUACUAUUUGAUGCCGCUAGAGAGGAUCACCUAAGAGAGGCUGAAAGGUUAAACGAGUUCAUGGUUCAUAUUGCUCUAUCCAUGGAAGGUACUUGCACAGGAGAACAUGGUGUUGGCACUGGGAAGAUGAAGUACCUGGAGAAAGAAGUUGGAAUAGAGAAUUUGCAAACGAUGAAGAGAAUUAAAGAUGCUCUGGAUCCCAACAAUAUCAUGAAUCCAGGAAAGCUCAUCCCUCCCCAUGUUUGCUUCUGAAAGAACCUUUCUGGCUCUCUGUACUGUUCCAUUUUAACCGAGCUUUGCACUUUCAGUUGUACGUGUACAAACGAUCCCCUCUUUUCAUUUAUUAAGGUGUUCAAUGUAAUAAUACAUUAAUACCUAACAUUUUACUCAAGACCGUGAUUUUAUUCUGAAUAAUUUCGUGUUAUUUCAGCAAUAUUUUUUGAGUGAACUUAAAAAUAAGCUGCAUGAACUUUUUAG